CUGGUUAGUGUGCCACACUUACACGCGCCGUAGGUAACACUUUGUUAGGUGUCACGAGAAACGCAUAGUCAUCCAUGCCGAUAGAGUGAACAAUGGAUCCUUCUAAAGACCAAGGCUCGAAAAAUACUGCUCUCCACCACGCCUGCCUAGCGGGGGACCUCAAACGUGUGACAACCAUUUUGUCUGAUGGCCAUGACAUCAACGCUCGUGGGAUGCUGAAGAGGACGCCAGUGAUGUUGGCAGCGUGGAAGGGACAUAGAAAGGUGUUGGACUUUCUUUUGAAUAAAGGAGCUGACGUAGAUAUAGUUGAUGGCCGUCAUGACAGCAUCCUUCACUUGGCUUGUGUUGGAGGGGGUGUAGACAUAGUAAAGCGUAUCCUCUCCUACACCACAAGAGUGGCCAUCAAUGGAAAGGGCAACUAUGGUAAGACUCCGAGCAUGGAUGCAGCAUGGACAAGGCAUACAGACGUGUUACAAUUACUUGUCAGCAAAGGAGCAGAUAUGUCGUCGGUGGAUGAUGGUGGUGACAAUAUUCUACACUGGGCAUGUGUUGGAGGACAUGUUGAGAUGGUCAAGUAUGUCCUCUCGAUGAAACGUUUUGACAUCAACAGUAGGGGAGUGUGUGAGAGGACUCCAGUGAUGGAGGCAGCGGUGCACGGUCAUGAUGAAGUGUUUCAUUUAAUUGUGAGAAGUGGAGGGGAUUUGACCCUGGCGGAUGCUAAGGCGAGGAACAUACUGCAUCUAGCCUGUCGUGGACGGAAUCUUGAAAUUGUGAAGUAUGUUCUGUCCAAAAACAUUGUCGACAUCAACAGUAGAGACCAGAUGGGAAACACAGCAGUGAUGGAUGCAACUGUACAGAGAAACAGAGAGAUGGUCAACCUCCUUGUGAGUAAAGGAGCUCACAGUAAAUAACUAACCCAUGAUGGUCAACCUCCUUGUGAGUAAAGGAGCCCACAGUAGAUAACUAACCCAUGAUGGUGAACCUCCUUGU
This is a messenger RNA of Haliotis rufescens (red abalone), 990 nucleotides long. Its product is annotated as ankyrin repeat, PH and SEC7 domain containing protein secG-like. Gene Ontology annotation, molecular function: protein binding. The transcript is spliced from 2 exons. The coding region runs from base 93 to 911 and encodes 272 amino acids. The record is from RefSeq and is a predicted model, not a curated record. Lineage: Eukaryota; Metazoa; Mollusca; Gastropoda; Lepetellida; Haliotidae.